Molecule: messenger RNA, 3104 nt
Organism: Stomoxys calcitrans (stable fly)
Lineage: Eukaryota; Metazoa; Arthropoda; Insecta; Diptera; Muscidae
Product: transmembrane protein 198
Exons: 6
Coding region: 911-1975 (354 amino acids)
Cellular component (GO): plasma membrane
Source: RefSeq, a predicted model, not a curated record
GGACAUACAAACCAAAUAUAGCGGAGUGUUGUUUAAGGCAAAGUGUAUUUUAGAUAUCCUAGUAAGAAAAUACAAAACACAUACAAAUAAAACUUUCCUUAAAACAUCCUACUGAAGCUGAAAGAAAUACAAAUGAAGUGAAUUGAAACAUAUAGCAAGAGAUGAAAAUAAUUUAAAGUGAAAACCAAAAUUCAUAAAAAAAACUUCUUCUUUUGUGUGCAGUAGAAGGAAAAAAGGUGUCAACAAAUUUUUUUCUCCACACACAACAAUGAAAGGAUGAGCACGAGUUACAAAGGAAUUUUUCGAAUGCGAAUCCUUCGUUAAGUUUGUUUUUGCAUUUUCGCUUUUGUUUGUUCGUUCACUCUCCGCCGCCGAAAAGAGGGUGGGUGAAAAUGUGCCACUGACCGUACCCACAGUAAUUGUGGCUUGUCUAUGCUCACUACGCUGCCACUACCAUCAGUGCUGUUGUUUAUUCUCCCCCAUUGAAACUCCUGCCUAGCACUGGAGCAGCAUAACUCCGUCACCGUUCUCCUGCUAAUGUUGUUGUUAUUUUUUUACAUGUUGUGUUAGUCCCUUCGUUUCAUUUUGCCAUUUCCUGGAGUAUGUUUAAUAAUAACAAUGGUGUUAGUGAAUAAAUAAAAAAUAAUUGUGGCAGUCAACAAACCUUAAAUAAAAUCGGUGAAAAAACAAAAUAUAACCUCAAAGAGAAUGAAAAGCUUUAAAUAAGUAUGUGAAAUGUAAAGCGUAAUAUAUCCCCUUUAUCCUAGUGCAAUGCAAAUGUCAAAGGGCAUAACGUCUUAAGUUCCUUAUAAAUGAAAACUUGAACUCGCAGUUGAAAAGAAAACAACAAAAUAGCAACAAAGAAAUAUACUACAUCAAACGCAAAAUCAACUCCCAACAACCCUUCAACAUGACUAUGGAUUCGGUAUUUGUUUACGAGCACCCGGAAUAUCCUGAAAUCCAUAAAAUGGAUUGGCAAUUUUUCAUAAAGGGUUUCCUUGAUGAUCAUCCCUGCACCAGUGCACCACCAGACACCAUGUAUGCACUCCUAUGGUCUAUGUGUGCGGUCUUUGGUAUUGUUUUUGUGCUCCUAGGUUAUCGUUGCCUUCGUGCCGUUGGCUUUCUGACGGGAGCAUUUAUUGGCAUCAAGGCCGUGGCCAUGAUGCGUAUCUAUAUCACUGGCUAUUUGGGGGAACCAGCCGAUGCCGCCUCCUCUUUGGUGGGCGGUUUGGUGGGUGCAGUGCUGGGCUCCACAUAUCCGGUGGCUACAUUUUUCAUUAGCGCCUUUGCUGGUGUAAUAUUAGCUGGGGCUGCCAUGGCAGUAUGUGUGGCCACCAUGCCGGACAAUGAGUUUGGGCAAAUAGAGAUUGCGGUAGCCUUGAUUGGUGGCGCUAUCAUCUGUUCGGUACUCACUCUGUGCAGUGCGAAAUAUGUAACGAUUUUGACUACCAGUGUUGUGGGUUCGGCAAUGAUCAUUUGUUCGGUGGAUUUCUUUCUGCAUGGUCUACAAUUGACCACAUGGAUUUUUAAUAUGAAACCCCAUCCCAAUCCUCCAGCUUGCUAUGGCGGCAUAUUGAUAUUCGCCUGGCCAGUCAGCAUUAUAAUAGGCCUAAUGAUACAAAGUUUCAUCACAGCCUGGGGCAUUGAUCAUCGCAAGAGAGUUUUUCAGAAACGUCAUCAGCAAUUGGCACGCAUGCAGUCAAGACCGAGAGAGACACGCGAAGAGGCACGACAAAGGAAAUUCCGUUAUCUCUAUCAAGUGCGUACGGCCAGGGGUGAUAUAAUAUCACAGAAUUUUGUAUCGGCUUUGCAAAAACGCAUACAAUUGAGUGGCACCGAAACGCCCUCGGAGCGUUCCCUGAAAACGAGUUCGAAUGAACGCAAUACAUUUCGCAGUGAUCGAACACAUUUCACUACUAUACCACCCGAUUCGGAUAUGUUUGAUAAAAUCGAGAUUGUAAGGGAUAUAGCAUAACAAACGGUUUACAAUUAUAUGUAAAUUGUGAACAAGAAGAAGCAGAUGAAGAAAAAAAUGAAGAAUCACAUUACUCUGCACCGCUAUAUACAAUUUCUAGCAAGCAGUGUUGCCAAUCUUUUUGUUUAUUGAAUUUACACUUGCGUCUCAAAGAACAUUUAACAGCUUUAAAUGGUUUCCCUUAGAGAAACUCUGAAGAAACAAAAAAAAAACACGAAAAACAAAAUAAACACAAAUACAAAGAGAAAAACAAUAACCUAUACCUAAAGGUUUUCUAUGGUUCCAUUAACCUUAAAUUAAGAAAAAACUAUCAACUUUGUUUGUCUAUAAUUUAAUUAAAAGUGAUUAAACUAAAAGUUAUUAAAUUUAGUUUCUAUUGUAUUUUCUUUCCUAACUGCAACAGUAUGUGAACUGUUUUUAUUUUUACUUUUAUUUUAAUUUUUGUUUUCUAAAAACAUUAAACAUUAUAAUAAAAAAAAUCUUACCAAAGGAUAAAUUUUGUAAUUUUAAAAACAAAAAAAUAUUCCUAAUUUAUAAACAGGGAUUAAAUUUAAUUUUGUUUUUAUGUAAGUGUUUUUCAAUGGAAAAAGAAACAAGAAACAAACUGGAAAAUAAACUAUAAGCUAGUUUAUUAUUGUAAUAAAAAAAAAAACGAAAAACAAAACAUCUAUGUUUUUAUGUUAUUCAGAUAUAAUAACAUAAGAAAAAGAAGAAAUAUUAAGUUGAGAAAACUUCUUGAAACAUUACAAAAAGUGAAAGAGAUAAUUUUUAAACGAAAUUCAAAAUAAAAAUUAUUCCCGAAAGAAACGAUAUUUUACAUAAGAAAAUCCUUAAAAAAAAUAUAUGGAAAUAAUUUGAGAAUAAUUUAAAGCUAAGAGAAACCACUUUAAGCAAAUCUUCCAGGAUUUAAAAUUUUGAAUUGUUUUUUAACUCCUUAACAUGGUUUAAAGUUCCCCACUUUGGCUUCCAAUAGUCAUAAAACAUUAAAACAAUAUUUUUUAUCAAAAAAAAAAAAUAUUUAAUUUAUUUAAAAAUAUAUACAUUAAUUGUAUUUUGAGCUCAGUUUUGAGCAAUUUUUUAACCAUCUUCCACUGUUUCUAAAACAGAGUCUUCAUCGUCAAAAAAAAUG